This is a messenger RNA of Camellia sinensis, 351 nucleotides long. The record is from RefSeq and is a predicted model, not a curated record. Lineage: Eukaryota; Viridiplantae; Streptophyta; Magnoliopsida; Ericales; Theaceae.
AUGAGGUUUGGUGUUCGAGGUAAAUUGAGUCCUAGAUUUGUUGGACCAUUUGAGGUUUUAGAUCGAGUUGGAGAGGUAGCUUACAGACUUGCCCUACCACCUUCACUAGCUGGAGUUCAUAAUGUUUUCCAUGUUUUAAUGUUAAGGAAGUAUAUACCAGAUCCUAGUCAUGUGAUUGAUCAUGCACCGUUGCAGUUUAAGGAAAAUUUGAACUACAAGGAACACCUUAUACGAAUUGUUAAUGGGAAAGAACAAGUUUUAAGGCGUCGAGUCAUCCACUACGUUAAGGUUCAAUGGAGCAAUCACUCGGAAAGAGAAGCUACUUGGGAACUCGAGGAUGAAAUAAGAUAA